GAUAAUAUUAACAUAUCGUGCCAACCUGUUGUUAAUACAGUUGAAUUGAACGGUUGAAUUGAGAUUGUAUUGCCAACGCCUUUCAACUGGAUUAGAAUCUACUGCUUUUAAUUUGUGCAUGAUUAUUCCCUGGACUUAAUCAAUUUAUCAAGGAUAUUCCCGUAUCAGCUGCUCUCUUUAAGAAGGUUAGUGUUUAUUUUGUAGAAAUCGGAGCUGCAGCUUAUUAAUCCAUACGACGAUCAAAAUAUCAGAUUAUUAACAAACAAGAUGAUUCAACGAUUACUACGUUAUCCACGACUUCUGUUGACUGUGAUUGUUCCAUUGUCUUUGGUGAUUAUCAUAUUUAUGUAUAAUAAUGUUCUUCUCGGCACGUUAAACGUUCCAUUUCCUCAGAUAAAAGUGGGCUUUUAUGGAUCAAAUGGCUUCAAGUCACAGGUCAAAUAUGUCUCAUCUCAGCCAGAUACAGACAAGAAAAGGCUUAUUCUUUGGCUCAAUCCACCUAAUUAUAUUCGCCUAUCUUCAACAUAUAAUCCAAAACAGAAUUGUCCCGAAUUAAACUGUGAAUAUACGUGGGAUCCUUCAAAUUUUAAUUUGAGUGAUAUUGUCAUUGUUGAUUCAUUUAAAUUACCAAGACGGCCGCCACAGAAGCUGCCAUAUCAAAAAUGGAUGUUCUACAUGCAAGAAGCUCCUACUACUGGUCAAGUAAGUCCAAUCUGGAGAGAUAAAUUUGAUUUAACAGCUACCUAUAAGAGAGAUUCCGACGUUCCAACUCCGUAUGGAAUUAUACGACCUCGAGCUGAUAAAUAUGUCCACCAAAACCAAAUGAAUUAUACAUUCAAUUUUAAUGCAAAAAAACGUGCCGCUGUUUGGAUAGUUAGCCACUGUAGAACAUCAAGCAAGAGAGAACAGAUCGUCUCCAUGCUUCAACAUUUUUUCCCUGUUGAUAUUUUAGGAGGAUGUGGCAAAAGGGUUUGCAGUCGACAUAAUGACAAAAAAUGUUUACGGAAAGUAAUUGAAAAAUAUAUGUUUUAUAUAUCGUUUGAAAAUAGUUUGUGUAGAGAUUACGUCACAGAGAAGUUUUUUCGUUACUAUAGUUACGAUACUAUACAGAUAGUUCGAGGUGGUAUUAAUUAUAGCGAAAUAGCACCUGCAGGAACAUUCAUUGACUAUUCAGAUUUUAAAUCGGUGAAUAAAUUGGCAAAUCAUUUAAAUACUCUAGCAGAUGACGAACAGAAGUAUAGUGCUUAUUUAAAGAGAAAAGCGGGAUAUCAGAGUUUGUACGAAUUAUACCAAUAUCAUGCUUCAUUCGGGUAUUAUACACAUCCUCAUUACUUACAGCAACCAUUGUGUGAUAUCUGUAAGUUGACUUUAAAUACGUCACAAACGUCGAAAUAUCCCGAUAUUACUAAAUGGUUUUCUACUGACCAGUGUCGUAAACCAACAGAUAUUAUUUAAAUCUUUAAAAGGUGCUUUAGCUUAUUGACAUAUUUUGUAUAUCGUUUAACAAGGAGUGGGAAUAUAUCUGACGGCAUCUUCACGAAGUCAAGAUAAAACAGUACUACAUCAUAUUUCGAGACGUAGCGCAGUGAAAUUAAUCAAUGGAUAUCGUUGUUCAUAUAAGAGGUUACGAAUAAAGAUUACACCGUAACCACAGUGUUAUGAAUAAAGAUUACUUCGUACCCACAGUGUUUACGAAUAAAUCUCGCAGAUUUUAUAGGUGGGGGAGGGAUGGGGUACCGAUUACUUCCGAGAAAAUAUUUUGUUGUUUCGGGUCACUUACGCUCAUACACCAAUUGAAGAGAGCACACUUAUUAACGUGAUCCUAAACAAGAAGAGGUUAUUGCAGUAUGCCGCAGGUACGGAAUGAGAAAAUUGUGCUUUCUUGAGUAUAUCCGGAGUAAAAUUUACAUCAAGUGGGCCGGAGAUAUACAAAAAUUCUAAAAACAAAGCCAAACGUCCUUGAACUUUACUAAAUUCUAAAAACAAAUCCAAACGUCCUUGCCACAGGUAAUAUUUUAUACCAGUUUCCAAAUUGCCAAGAUAUAAUAUUGACCACAACGUUAUCUUGUAGUACAGAUAUCUAUGACAUACAGUACCGAAGUCAGAGUUUUACUGAAACCGGAAAACAAUAAUAAAUAAUUUCCAGCGCUAGUUUCUAAGAAUUAUCGACACGUCAGUUUGUUGAAAUUUGUUCCACUAGCCUUCCACUGACCACAUUUAAACAAUUGGCGAGACGGAUCUGGCCCGCGGGCCGUGUGUUUGACACCUAUGUUUUAGAACAACUAAUUUUGAAAACGACCCAGUUACCGACUUGUAUUGAAUUCAUUAUCUUUAUAACUAAACAUAUAAAUGGGAGAUAACCCAAGAGAUAUAAACAUUGUAUUGUUCGAACCAUAUGGAUGAUGUCGGGGGCAAAGUGGGAUACGGGUCCAGGACACAAUUUCCACAUCUGGUUAGUCCUUGUUUUAUCAGUCCUAGUAAUCACCCCCCCCCCCCGCCUUCCCUCCAUUCGACUCCAGUGUUACAUCCGUGUUAUUUCCAGGACUGUAACAUUUGUUUGAACCCUCCGAUGAUUUUAAUCUUUAUAACUACACUGAAAAAAACUUGUGUUGAAACAACACAAACUUGUGUUAUUUUCAACACAUGUUAGGUGUCUCUAUUUAACAACACAAUCUUGUGUUAAAUGUUGAAACAACACAAAACUUGUGUUGAAAAUUGUGUGAAAAUCUACACAUUAUAUGUGUUGAAAUUUCUGAAACUUGUGUUGAAAUUUCUGAAACUUGUGUUGUUUCACACAAACUUGUGUAUAACAAAAACUUGUGUUGUAUUUUAUCAAUUUAUAUCCAGUAUAGCAACCUUUCGAAUGCAACCCCUUCCAUUUGUUCUGUUUAAACUGGAAUUAUUGAUAAAUGACAUAAUAAUUUUGUUUGUUAAAUUAUUAUUUAUUCAAUAAAUGAUAUGAAAAUGCCAAAUUAAUACCAAUACGGACAUCUCGAAGGUUAAUAAACAAAGUUAAUUCCAAUACUAAUAAAAUUGUGUUAUACAAUGAAAAAAUAUCUAAGCUAUAAAAUCAAAAGAAUACUGGAAAAACUGAAUGUUAAUGUCAUCUUUACCAGUGGUAUGUCACUUAAAAACCUUAUUAAAGCAGAUGGGAGAAUUGGUAACCAACGGCAAGAUCCGAGAGAUGUGAUUUAUAAGAUUGGCUGUAGCUGUGAUGCCUCGUACAUUGGAGAAACUAAACGACCAAUAUCAGUUCGAGUAAAUGAACACAGACCGGCAACUACAAAUAAGAAAGGAGAUAGGUCGGCAAUAGCUCAGCACAUUAUGGACAACCCUAAUCGUACCAUAAAAUGGCGAGACAAACAGAUACUAGCUAGAAGCAUCAAAUCCAGCAAACAGCUACAUGUUCGUGGAGCCAUUGAAAUCCAUAGGGCACAACCCGACUAUUAAUAGAGACACUGGUCUGUUUAUAUCUAAUGCUUGGGAUGACCUGAUAGUUUAAACACUGUGUGCGAUGUGUCGUCGGAACUUUGCAAUCAUUAACGGCUUUUUGAUAGUAUACGUUAAGAAUUUAAUAGUGACUUCUAACGCUUAACAUACCUAGUGAUAAAUUAUAAUAUGGGUGUUUACUUUCUCCUGGGGUAAUCUAUAUCUAGUAAUUAAAUAACACAAAGACAUAAACACAUAGGACUCUAUCUAAUAUCAUUUAGAGAAGUAUGGCCUGUUAUAUGAUUAAAUACUUAUAAUUGUAAGUUGUAUACCCCCAUUAAGUUGGAAAGAUGGACCGAAGGGGCUAUCUCUAGUUUUUGUAACAUAUUAGUUUUUGUUAUUACUGCCCAUAUCUAAAUUAACAGUUAUGAAGUUAUGAUUAGUAAUAGUGGCAUCAUUAACAUGUGUUAUGGUCAAACCCUAUUAAGGCUGGUCUUUGAUCUUUAGCACUGAUCUUUAGCACUGAUUACCUGUUAUUAUCCUACUAAGGGUGAGAUAUUAUUAUCAAUGUUUGCAUUAUAUAUUUUUAUGGUGAAACCCUGUCACUAUGGUCUUUGAUCAUUAGUACUGGUUACCUGUUAUGAUCCUACUAAGGUUCAGUUAGUUUCAUUAUUACUGUUUGUAUUAUGUAUUGUUAGUUUAGGUGCUGCUAAUGAUGUUAAUGGUUUCUUUUGUUUUUUGUAAUUAAGCUGGUGUAAGUUUUAAUAUGUAUAAAUAGGCUGACUAGAUGGAUAUUAACUUGAAAA
Molecule: messenger RNA, 4235 nt
Organism: Patella vulgata (common limpet)
Lineage: Eukaryota; Metazoa; Mollusca; Gastropoda; Patellidae
Product: alpha-(1,3)-fucosyltransferase C
Exons: 3
Coding region: 268-1455 (395 amino acids)
Cellular component (GO): membrane
Molecular function (GO): alpha-(1->3)-fucosyltransferase activity
Source: RefSeq, a predicted model, not a curated record